Molecule: messenger RNA, 2357 nt
Organism: Archocentrus centrarchus (flier cichlid)
Lineage: Eukaryota; Metazoa; Chordata; Actinopteri; Cichliformes; Cichlidae
Product: polymeric immunoglobulin receptor-like
Exons: 10
Coding region: 443-1945 (500 amino acids)
Cellular component (GO): plasma membrane
Molecular function (GO): transmembrane signaling receptor activity
Source: RefSeq, a predicted model, not a curated record
UCAUCCAGUGUUUUGUGCUUUCAAGUUCUGUUCCCAAUCUCAUUUAUUUGCUGUUGCUAGUCUUUUGUGUCUUGCUUUUGGUAUUUAGCUUUAUAUCCCAUCUAGUUCCCCCUGAACUAAUCUCAGCUGUGUCUCAACUCUGCACCCUCACAAACCAUCACACCAGCGGAGAGUGUGUGUGUUUGUGUGUCUUUUUAUAUAUUUCGCCUGCUUCUGUGUUUAGACUAUUUUGGAUUCCUGUUGUUCUCAGUUGAUUCUUUCACCUCUUGGACAUUUUAUGUUUUGUUUUGAACUCUAUUAAAGUUCCCAACCAGGAACUAUUUGCAUCUUAGGAGAACAUACAGAUGCUGAGUAUGGAGCUGCCAGGCAGGAGCAAAGAGCACAGAGAAAAUUCAGGCUGUAGUGAAGGAGGACAUGCACAUAAUCGGUGUGAGAGAAGAGGAUGCUGGGAAUAAAGUUUCUAUUUCUACGAAGCCAAGCAAAGAUGUGGAGCCUUCAAAACCUGCUGUUCACCAUCUGCAUUGCUCUGAGGUGGGUGACAAAUGCAGGAGGGGUGAUCCGUGUGAUGGGUUAUCUGGGGAAUCAGGUUAAAAUUUCCUGCCCCUAUGGUGAGGGUUAUGAGUCCUAUGAGAAGUACCUUUGUAAGAAUGACUGUGGUGACGAUGAUGUUCUUAUUACAACAUCAAACCCAAGAAAAACCAAAUACAUGAUCCAUGACGAUAAAAGGGCACGAAUCUUCACAACGACCGUCUUUAAUCUUCUUUCUACCGAUGGUGGGAAGUACUGGUGUGGAGUGACCAGAAAUGGAGCAGAUAUCUACACUGAAGUCGAGCUGAAAUUAGUGCAAGACAGCUGCUGUGAUACUGUGACCAAAAUCCAAAGUUAUGAGGGAUAUUCAGUAUCCAUCAGUUGUACGUAUGAGUCUGAGUACCAGAACAACCUAAAAUACAUCUGCAGAGGAAACCGGCCCUCCACAUGUCUGCAGCAGGCACUGGUCACCUCUGAGAAGAAACAAAAUGGACGAUUUCGACUUGAUGAUGGCAACAUAUUAAGAAUAUUCACAGUGACCACUGGCAGUCUGGUCCAAAGUGAUUCAGGGUCGUACCUUUGUGGUGUCCAAAGAAACUCUGACCUGGAUGUUUUCUCUGCUGUUCAGCUGGAAGUCCAAGAGUGGUGCUGUGUCACGUCAAAAAAAACAAGUGGCACUGCAGGACAUCCACUGACUUUGCAGUGUCCUUAUCCUCCACAACAUCGAAAUAACAGGAAGUUCCUCUGUAAGGGAGACCACCGCAACAACUGCAAUGACAUGGUGACGAGUCAAAGUAGAUUCACACUGAGAGAUGAUGUUUCUUCCAGCUCUUUCUCUGUGGUUAUCAGAGAGCUGGAAGCAGCUGAUGCUGGGACAUACUGGUGUGGGUCUGAUUCACAGUGGAGAGUUGGAAACUACGUCAAGAUCGAGCUGUCAGUCGUCCUUCCGAAGCACACCAGCACUGUACCUUCUACUGUAGAAACUCUUGGAAAAACUAUACCUUCUCCAGUAGAAACUCUCGGAAAAACUGUAUCUUCUCCAGUAAAAACUCUUGGGAAAACUCCAACACAAAUUCCUGAUGCAGCACUGUAUGCAGUUUACGCUGUGCCGGCUGUGCUGCUGCCUCUGAUCUGUGUCCUCGUGGUUAUAGUUUACAAGUGCAAACAUUACAAAGCAAAAGGUGAUAAUGCUGUCAUGAACAGAAAUACACUGAAGGAAGAAGGUUUAGAGGAAGUGAUGGGUGCAGCAGAAAGUGAUAUUUAUGGAAACCAAGACGUUGUGAUGUACUCAAAGAAGCAGACCUCCAAACAGCAUGCCCGUAACCACUAUGAUGAUGAAGAUGAUCCAGACUACGAAAACUUCACAACUGAAGAAAUCUACUGUAAUGAAAAUUUCCAUCAAGCCAAUAGAAGAUAAACAGCGUGUGUAUUUGAGGUCAAACUGUGGGUCUCGCCUGUAUAGAGAUUAUCCUGCUUGAUUAGUCUUUAACAUUAACAGCUGCACAACAAAUCUUAAUGUACACUGAUCCAGAAUUCUCACUGCCUCACAGUUGCUGUUCUUUAUACAUUUAUCUAUAUUUAUAGCUUCAUUUAUUGCUCUUUGUUAUUAUUUGUUUAGUGUUAAUAACAUAAUCUGGACUGUUUUUGUGACAUUCUGAAAAACCUCAUAUGCAAAUGACUAACAUGAGUGUAAAAUGACUAAAUAAGCAAAGCAACAUGAAAUAGAAUUUUGGGCCAUAUAUUAAUAAAUUUAACCAUACAUCUUUUUUGAAAUUAAUUGUAUUUUUUUUUAUUUAAUUUUAAUUAAUUUUUGUCUUUUUCAAACAUAA